Westerdykella ornata is the source of this 1896-nucleotide messenger RNA. RefSeq names its product TFIIH basal transcription factor complex, subunit SSL1. Gene Ontology annotation, biological process: nucleotide-excision repair; regulation of transcription by RNA polymerase II; DNA-templated transcription. The record is from RefSeq and is a predicted model, not a curated record. Bases 310 to 1809 code for a protein of 499 amino acids. Lineage: Eukaryota; Fungi; Ascomycota; Dothideomycetes; Pleosporales; Sporormiaceae. The transcript is spliced from 2 exons. Gene Ontology annotation, cellular component: transcription factor TFIIH holo complex; transcription factor TFIIH core complex. Gene Ontology annotation, molecular function: zinc ion binding.
CAACGGCCAAUCAACCGCCAGGAAGAAGCCGAUGGACCUUCAGAAGGGCAUGAUAUCAGCGCAGCUCUACGUCUAGAGAGCACUAUUGACUGGCUUUCCCUUCAACGACCCUCCCGCCAACACCCACGCUCGCAAACCACUGGCCUAAUCCGACCCCUGUGGAAUAUACUGUAGACUUAUUUCGAUCCAAGACCGCUAGCCAUUCCAAUCAUUUCCGCUAGACUACUCCCACAAGUGCAAGACUUCCAAUCGGACUCACCCCUUUAGGAUUCCUGGACCAUCACGUCCGCUACCUCCAAUCAUUCCGCCAUGGCCGACUCGGACUAUGACUUCGAAGAAGACGCCUCCGACGACGAAUAUAUCGGCUCCAAGGCGGCCAGCGGUAGGAGCUCACGGGCGAGCGGCGCAGUGGGACUAGGGAAGCGGAAGACCCAAGAGAAGGAGAAGGGAAAGGCGACGUUGGCGUGGGAGCGGCGUGGGAGCGAGGCAUCUAUCGAGUAUGAUCUGGAGCUGGACGGGGACUUGGACCUGGGAGAGGAGAGUAUACGGCAGAGUGUGCAGGAGAAGGAGGAGGAGAGGAAGCGGAAGAGACUACGCAAAGACACCAAACCCUUCCAGCGAGGCAUCAUCCGGCACGUCGUCCUCGUCCUCGACCUCUCCGAAGCCAUGCUAGAGAAAGACAUGCGGCCCAACCGGUACAUCACCAUGAUAAAAUACACGCAAGAAUACGUGCGCGAGUUCUUCGAGCAAAACCCCAUCUCCCAAAUGAGCGUGCUAGGCAUGCACGACGGCCUCUGCAUCCGCGUGUCGGAACUCUCGGGCAACCCGGCCGACCACAUCGCCGCCAUCCAAGGCCUGCGCUUCCCCCGCAACCCAAAGGAUAUCCCCAAAGAACCCAAGGGGUCGCCGAGUUUGCAAAACGCCCUGGAGCUGGCCAGAGCGACACUCUACCACACCCCCAGCCACGGGACGCGAGAAGUCAUCAUCGUGUUCGGCUCCCUCCUUUCCCUCGACCCGGGCGACAUCCACCAAACCAUCAAAGCCUGCGUGCGAGACCGCAUCCGCGUCAGCAUCAUCGGCAUGAGCGCCCGCCUCCGCAUAUGCCAGGAGAUUGUCUCGCGGACCAACGCGGGCGACGAGAGCGAGUACGUCGUAGCCACCGACCAGGAACUGCUGCGCGAGUUGCUCCUCGCGACGACGACGCCGCCCGUCGUGCGGAAGGACCGGUCCGCGGCGUCGGCGGAAUCCACGGCCGCGCUCAUGAUGAUGGGGUUCCCGUCGCGCGUCGUCCAAGACGUGCCUACCCUGUGUGCAUGCCACGGCGUGUUGACGUCGGGGGGUUACACGUGUCCGCGGUGCGCGGCCAAGGUGUGCAGUCUCCCCGUUACGUGUCCCAGUUGCCAGUUGACGCUGCUGCUGUCAACGCAUCUGGCGAGAAGCUAUCACCACUUGUUUCCGCUGCGGAAUUGGGCAGAGGUGAGUUGGCGGCGGGCGAGGGAGAAGGGGAGUGUGGAGUGUGUUGGGUGUUUGGCUGUGUUUCCGAAGCCGCCGCCUGAGGACCCGGAAGCAGGUGCUCGGGGUGGAGGGGGAGGUGAUGAUGAGAUGGCUGUGGAUGGGCCUGUGGGGGGUGGUGGGAAGAAGCAAGCUCCGGAAGAUGAGGAGGAGUCGGAAGAGCAGAGGGCGAGCGAGAGCUCGAGGUAUGAGUGUCGGGUUUGCGAGAGCCAUUUCUGCAUCGAUUGCGACAUGUUUUGUCACAUGGUGCUGCAUAAUUGUCCUGGAUGUUUGAGCCAUGAGCCUGGGGCGGGGUGAGCGAGGAGGAGAGAGUGAGAAAGUUAGAUAUACCCAGACGAUAAACGUCCUUGAAAGAGCCUUUUUGAUAUAGUUAUAACACAAUGG